CAUCGUGUCACAAUAGCAAGCACCUCGGGACUCAUAAUCUGGAUCAUAGGGUGGACAUCGAGAUCAAUCUUAACUUUGCCGAUUGAGCAGCAAACCGGACGAAGCUGAGAGAAGAAAGGGUAUUUCAAAGCGAACACGUCGUCCCUCCUGGUCUUCUCGCAACCAGAAAGAUCGACCGACUAGGCGCAGCAGAACAACCUUAGAACGAGGUAGAUCCCGUCAUAUACCCCUUGGCAGUCUGUUCCGACGGACCCGGGUAUACUCUGUUCCUUACAAAGAGCCAAAGAGAAUCGCGACUUCAAUACGUCGAUCAUCAUGUCGACGAAUCUCCCUCAAGAAGCAGUCCAGCUCACCACACAACUCCCUGCAAAGGGCGCCACGAUACCCAUGGAGAACGGAACGCUCUCCGUAAGACCCUACCGCUCGAGCUCGACCUCGAAGCUCAAAGCGCUCGUAUCGUACACACCGCGUUCCUCGGGACUCGACCGUACCAACGUCAAGGCCGCUUCGGACGAGUUUCGAGGGUUCUACUCGUUGUUCUGGAUCGGACUCGCCUUGCUCUUCGUCAGGACCAGUUAUGAUUCGUGGGAGACCAAUCGGACCAUCCUUUCGGGAACCUUCGGGCGGUUGAUCACCGGAGACGCUCUCGUCCUCGCUAUAAGUGACGCCAUCAUGGUCGGGAGCAUGUUCGUCUGCGUGCCAUUCGUCAAGGGGCUUGUCAACGGGUGGUACGGGUACUACUGGGUCGGAGUGGCCAUUCAGCACGCUUGGCAAUGCGUGUUCUUGGGGAUGGCCGUCUGGUGGGGGUUUCAUCGACAGUGGUAUUGGGUACAAUCAGGGUUCCUCGUGCUGCACGCCCUGUCCUCGAUGAUGAAGAUGCACUCGUAUUGCGCCCAUAAUGGGAUGCUCUCAGACAUUUACCGCACCCUGAAAAAGGAAGAAAGACGUCUCUCAGACUUGCUGGCCCGACAGCCGGAUGGGGGCGAGAAGAUCAGGCUCGAGGCGGACAAGAAUCGAGCUGAGCAGGCGGUCAAGGCCAAGGCCGCGGGAGGUGAAGAAGCUGGACCUCUAGCCGCUUUGAAGGAGGGAGGAACAGAUGGAGGAUUGAGCUCGAUACCUGGCACGCCGUUGCCGGUAGGGACCCCAGCGAUCCCUGCAGGCGCUACCGCCGUUUCGACCGGUUACAUUUCGCACUCGGACGUGCUCAGGCUGCGACUUGGAGCCAAGGGUAGGAUGCAGUCGAACGCAUCGACCUUGAGCGAAACCUCGAACGCGGACGAAUUGUCUGCGAUGUCCAGCGCGGUUGCUGCCGUCGGAGGUGGAGUCGGUGCUGAUACUUCGUCUGUUGUCGGCGCACGAUCGAGGGCUGGCAGUGUGGCUACGCAGAUCCCGCUCGGAACAUCGCUGGAACCCACACAUAGUGUUCCUGGAUCCACCUCGCGAAAGGAAAAACACCCUCUAAGCUAUUCGCCAGACCCGCUCGUCUCGACGCUUGCCUCGAACAUCGAUGCUAUGCGGGCGGAACUGACCUCGCAGGGAAGUGACGACACGACAACGGCCGGGAUCGAGGCGGGCGAAGGGGAAGCAAUCGUCUGGCCGGCGAACGUCGGUUGGAAAGAGUACUGGUUGUUCAUGUGCAUGCCCACGCUUUGCUAUCAGCUUAGCUACCCUAGGACGACCACCUUCCGUCCGCUCUACGUAGUGGAGAAGGUGUUUGCGACGUUUGGUGUCUUUUCGCUUAUCUACACGUUGACCGAGCAUUACAUCAUGCCCCAUAUUCCGAGACCGGGUGAACCCAUGUUGAGGGCGUAUGCCAAUCUGGCACUGCCAAUGGUCAUCAACUAUCUCUUGAUCUUUGAAUGCGUCUGCAACGCCUUUGCCGAGAUGACCUACUUCGCGGAUCGAGAAUUUUACCAGGACUGGUGGAACUCGACGACCUGGGACGAGUUCGCCCGCAAGUGGAACAAGCCUGUGCACACCUUUUUGUUGCGUCACGUGUACGCCUCGACGAUCACGACUUAUCGAUUGUCCAGGAUCUCUGCCACUUUCUUGACCUUUUUGUUGUCUGCGCUCUGCCACGAGCUGGUCAUGGCUGUCGUCUCCAAAAAGAUCAGGCCAUACCUCUUUGCCAUGCAGAUGGCUCAACUUCCGAUGAUCUACGUGGGCAAGCUGCCGAUCUUUAGACGGAACAAGACGGUCGGCAAUAUCGUGUUUUGGAUCGGUCUCAUGUCCGGAUUCCCCUUGCUCGCCAUCGCUUACCUGGUCUACUAGAUGGAAUGGGGUGCGAGCGAGAUCUGAACGACCCGUAGCACGAUCGUUGCAUCCGUUAUUCAUUCACUGUAUUGCAUUAGCACUUCUCCGCAUGAUCGUAUGAGCGUUUCUUCGUGAUGUUAUGGUGGACACCUUGCUUUGCGAGGCCGACGGGAUAUGCAAAAGACUCCUUGUAGAUGAAA
Messenger RNA from Filobasidium floriforme, 2453 nucleotides. RefSeq names its product putative sterol O-acyltransferase. Gene Ontology annotation, molecular function: ergosterol O-acyltransferase activity. Gene Ontology annotation, biological process: ergosterol metabolic process. Gene Ontology annotation, cellular component: endoplasmic reticulum membrane. The record is from RefSeq and is a predicted model, not a curated record. NCBI's taxonomy places the organism in Eukaryota, Fungi, Basidiomycota, Tremellomycetes, Filobasidiales, Filobasidiaceae. The transcript has 9 exons. Bases 316 to 2271 code for a protein of 651 amino acids.